Lymnaea stagnalis (great pond snail) is the source of this 1613-nucleotide messenger RNA. Lineage: Eukaryota; Metazoa; Mollusca; Gastropoda; Lymnaeidae. The record is from the annotation of a GenBank genome assembly.
CGGUUUUUAAAUUAUAAUCAAUGUCCAAAUCUAAACAAACAUAAUAAUAAAAUCAGAAUUAGACUAGUCGGUGAGAUUCGACUGAAACCUUCGCGGGGGGUCACAUUAUAGAUAUGAGAAUGGGGAAAACACGCAGGCCGCAUUAACACUACACUAAACUUAAUGUCAGGUAUCGGGCCGCAAUGGCAUACGUGCAGUGGGUCUAAAGAAGCACAUAACAAAAAAUACUACCUGGCAGAUGUCUCGGGCACCAAAAAACUCGAUGUGAAAAAUAAAAUUGCAACGGCUCAUAUGGAGUAUCAUUUUGUUGAAGGUGGCUAGUGGGGUGCCAACCUCCGAAAAUGGAGAAAAUUUAAUUGCAUACAGAUUUAUUGACAUGGAACUUCAAUCAAAUAAUAUUGAAAAGCAAAGUGGCGUAAUAUCUUGACAAGAUUCGUUCACUGCAUACAGUUCCCUGCAACUCAAAUCCAGCUUUGAGUGGACAUAGAGAAUCACUUCAGCAAGACGAUCAUGGCUCCAUUGUGGGAAAUUUUCUUGGCUGUUUGAAACUACUGUCUGUUUUGUAGCCUCACUUGAAAAUGAAAGAACACUUGACAUCUAUGAAAGAACAAUUGACAGCUAUGAAAUAACACUUGACACAUAUGAAAGACCAUGCUGGAUCCAUGUCCUUUCUCUUCCCUGGUGCUCAGAAAAAAACUCAUCCAUCUGAUGGCUUCCACUGUGGGCCAGAAUUUAUAGAGAUGCAAUUGUGGCGCCAAGUAUUAUGGUAUAAUGUUUGUCUCAAAUCAUGAUCAAGCACACCGUGAGCACAUAUCAGUUGAUUUUGAGAGGAAAGAUAUUGGUUUUAUCCAGAUAAGUCAGAAGGAUGCUAAAAGAUAUGUUCAAGACAUCUUGCACCAGCUAGAGAAAGAUGAAAUGAAGCUAGAGGAUUGUCGAUCACAGGGCUAUGACAAUACUGCUUUGAUGGCUGGACACAGAAGUGGUGUCCAACUGUCAAACAAAGAAUAAGUGAGAAGAACAAGCUUGCCGUGUACGUCAGUUGUGAUAAUUAAUCGCUCACCUUGGUAGGUGUACAUGCAGUUAAAGCAGGAGCCAUCAAUCCCUUUUUGCUUUUUUUCUCUUGUUCAACACAGCAUACAGCUUUGGGAAAAACUUGAAAAUGCCACCCCAGUGGUUGUGAAGUUUAGAGUCUGACACCAGGUGGAGUGCAAGGACAGAUCCAGUAAACCCUGUCAAAACAUACCUUGAAAACAUACUGCAGAGUCCUCCAGGACAUGAUAGACAAUACAAAUGAGACCAGUGCAACAAAAAGUGAGGCAACACAGUCGUAUAAUUGCACGUUGAGUUAUGAUUUUCUGACAUUGCCGGUGUUUGCCCUGGGCGCCAUUAAGUCAAGGUACACCACUUUUUACAAACCCCCCCUUUAGUCCACUUUCAAUGAAUCCCCCUUUUAGUCUUCUUUGCAGAUGUCCUUUAAGAGAACUUAUCUUUUUCUUCCUUUAAAAUAGUGUUAUCCCCCCUUUUUGUCCCCUUUGCAGAUGACAUUAAUGAACGACCCCUUAGUUUAAAAAAAACAUAUUGAUACUAUCUGUGGAUCAGUAGGUAAGAUGCCC